Molecule: messenger RNA, 2134 nt
Organism: Culex quinquefasciatus (southern house mosquito)
Lineage: Eukaryota; Metazoa; Arthropoda; Insecta; Diptera; Culicidae
Exons: 4
Coding region: 218-1903 (561 amino acids)
Cellular component (GO): endomembrane system
Source: RefSeq, a predicted model, not a curated record
ACCAAACGUCAAACGGACGAUCUCUUCAAGCGAGUUUUGCACGACGUCGGCGGAUUUCCACGUCCUUAACUUUCCUUAAUUUUAGGUAAUUUUAUUACUUGAAAAGGACGAAAUUUUACAUUUUUUUCAAGCUGCCCAGCUCAGCAAUGGCCAAGUGAGCGUUUUGCGAGUGUGUUUCGAGAUUGUGCUUGGGUCGCGAGUUUAAAAUUUUGGAGGGAUGACGUCGACAAGGUUUCUGCUGAUGCUGGCAGGAUUGGCCGCGGUCCUGGUGCUGCUUCCGGCGGGGACCGCUGCGCACGGCUGGGGCUCCGACGACAUGGAGAUAUUCGAUCUGGUCGAGGAGGUCAACGAGAACUUUUACACCAUGAUGCAGAUUAAUCAGAACGCUACGAACCAGGAAAUCAAGCGAGCCUUCCGAACGUUGUCCGUGGUGCUGCACCCGGACAAGAACGACGCCGAGGACGCCAACAUCAAGUUUCGCAAUCUGGUGUCGGUGUACGAAGUGUUGAAGGACGCCGGCAAGCGGGAAAAGUACGACAAAGUGCUCAAGGAGGGUCUUCCCAACUGGAAGUCGGCGCUGUGGUACUACCGGCGCGUUCGCAAGGUCGGCCUGGCCGAGGGCGCGGCCAUCCUGUUGAUCGUUGCGACCGUGAUGCAGUACUUUAUCUCGUGGGCAGCGUACGCCGAGAAGAAGUACACGGCGGAGCAACUCUUUGGCAGCAAGUUGAAAAAGCUCCAGAAGAGGAAGCAAACGAACGUGGAUUUGGACACGAUUUUGAGUGAAAUACCCACGCCGAGCGUGUUCAACACGUUGCCGUUCCAGAUUCCGCUUGGGCUGUACCGGAUGGUGACGGGAGCGCCAGGCGCGGUCAAGUCCGCCGUUAACUUUUACGCCGAGCAGAAGAAGCUGGAGGAGGAGCGGAAGUUGAGAGAAAAAGAAGAGGAGGAACUGCUCCGCAAACAAGAAGAGGACCGCGCCCGUGAGCGCGAGAACCGCACGCUUCGCAAGCGCAACAAGAAGUUCGUCGCCCCGGAAAAGACCGACGCCGAACUGGCCGCGUACAACCAGAGUGCCAUCCAGCGGGGCGACGAUUCCGGUGCCACCACCGCAAAGCCCAAACCCGUGGUCAGCGGCGGGCUCUGGACCGAGGACGACCUGACCGAGCUGGUCCGGCUGGUGAAGAAGUACCCGGGCGGAACGACGGACCGGUGGGAGGUGAUUGCGGAGUUGAUGGGCCGCAGCGUCACCGAAGUCACGUACAUGGCGUUCAAGAUGAAGGACGGCGGCUACAAGAUUGGCCAGCCGGAAAGUGUCGCGGAAAACAUCAUCCAGGAGGCGGCCAAGCAGAAGGUCAAGACGAAAAAGAGCGCGGAAGUGGCGCCCGAAGUGGACGGGAACGCCAACUGGUCCCAGGCGCAGCAGGCGGCCUUUGAGCAGGCCAUCCAGAAGUAUCCCAAGUCGGGUUCGUCCGAUCGGUGGCAGAAGAUUGCCGGAAGUGUGCCCGGCAAGAGCCGGGAAGAGUGCAUGGCCCGGUACAAGUAUCUGGUGGAGUUGGUGAAGAAGCAGCGCGAGGAGAAGGAGAGGGAAGCGAAGGGGGAGGCGGAGGCGGAGUGUCCGGUAGUGGAGCGGGAAGCGGCGUCGGUGGUGGAAGAGAAGCAGGAGGGUGGUAAGGCUGGGGGAAAGGCCAAGGGGAAGAAGAAGGGGAAGCAGCAGCAGCAGGUGGAUGAUAAUGGAGCCGAGGAGGACCACGAGGAGGGUGAUAAAGAGAACUGCGAAUCAGCUGAUAAACCAACGGCUGGUGGUGGCAAGGCCAAGAACAAGCGGCGGGAACGCAAGAAGCAGAUUGAGUACUACAGCUACGACGAUUCGGACGACAAUGGCGGUGACGACGACGAUGCUUGAAGCCAGUCAGUGACCAACGGGCGCGCACAUUGACCAUCCGUGAAACCUCGUGUUCAACCCAACUAUAAGAAGAAGAAGAAGACUUACUUACUUUAAAAGAGCAUUUCCGUGUACUUGUGUGUAAAAAGAAGAAAAAUAAAACGAUGCACUUUAGCUUUGGGACUUAUGAGGGAGGUCGUCGUGUAAGUAGAGACUGUAAUCUGUGAAAUAAACGUGAAUUGUUGCACAAAA